Bactrocera neohumeralis is the source of this 1402-nucleotide messenger RNA. RefSeq lists its product as uncharacterized. The transcript is spliced from 3 exons. Gene Ontology annotation, molecular function: RNA binding. Lineage: Eukaryota; Metazoa; Arthropoda; Insecta; Diptera; Tephritidae. Bases 102 to 1319 code for a protein of 405 amino acids. The record is from RefSeq and is a predicted model, not a curated record.
GCAUCAUUUUGGACUAAAAACAUGUGGAGCUGAUCGAGUUUUGUGUUUCAGGUGGAGGUUUUUGCGGUGCACAUAUAUUUUAUUGAAAGGAUAAAAAUAAAAUGACGAAGAAUAAGAAUUCUGACUUAAAGAGUAAUAAUGUGAAGGGAAAUGUGUUGGAGAAAAGUAAAACAAUUAAAAAGGAUAAGAAAAAAAGCAUCGAAGGUAAGAAGAAGUUACAGCAAACCGUAACGAAAAAAGCUGAGAAGCCCAAGACUGCUGCCACAAACGGAAAUACUGAAGCAGGUGCUCUUGUUAAACACAAGAAGCCAAAGAAGUCCAAACAAAAUAAGGAAGCAACUGAUUCACCUGCAAAGAAGAAUAGUGGUAACAAAGCCUUGGGAGUAAUCGAAAAGAAAAAUGCUAAAAAAUUGGCUAAGAAAUUAAAAAAGCAAGCAAAAAAGGAGGAAGCUGUGAAAAAGACACUAGAGGAAAAAGACAAUGCAAAGAAUUUAAAGUCAAAGUCUGAUAAUAAAGAACCAAAAGAACAUGAUCCAAUCGAAGCUGCAUGCACCAUAUUUGUCGGCAAUUUACCCGUGAAUACAAAGCGCGCUCAAUUAGUCCGUCUGUUUAAGGAUUAUGGACCGGUUAAUGGUGUUCGGUUUAGAACCGCCAAUGGGAAAGUUCUAUUUAGACAUAAACACCGAAAAGAGGCAGGCAGUCUAAGCGCUUGGAUAGUACUCAAAGAUGCAGAGACAGUAACACGUGCAUUGGCCUUAAAUGGAACCGUUUUCAAAAACAAUCACUUACGUGUGACACGUGGAAAUGAAAAGAGUAGUUCUAUGGAUACGAAACGUACAAUUUUUGUCGGCAACCUUAAAUACAGUGCCAAUGAAGAGAAGCUACGUGAAAUAUUUUCCUCUUGUGGUGACAUUGAAUACGUGAGGUGUUUAAAUGAUGAUAAAGGAUGUAAAGGUGUGGCAUAUGUUUGUUUUAAAGCUCCGGAAGCUGUAGGUUUGGCAUUGGAACUUAAUGAAACAAUGCUAGAUGAACGUCCAAUUCACGUUGAACGAUAUUCUAUUAAAAAAUUGGGUGCAAAGAAAACAAGAGAUGUAGCAGAGAAAGAGAUUAAAAAUAAGUCAGCCGGUGGAAAGAUUCAGAAGGACAAAAAGAAACUUAAAGGCGAUAACUCACAAACAAAAAAAGUUGCUGACACAAGCAAAAAAUCCAAGUUUCGUGGUGUCAAAGUCGAAGGUGCGCACGUAAAAAAGCAAAAGAAAAAAGUGACAAGCCAAAUGCAAAAAUUAGCCAAGAAGAUUGCGCCGAAGGAAAAAGCUUAAUCGUAUGAUCGCAUCGUAGUUUAAAAAAAUACAAGCAAAAUUUGUAUUUUACAGUUAUUAAAGAGUACAAUUUAUGAAUACUA